This is a messenger RNA of Penicillium expansum, 648 nucleotides long. RefSeq lists its product as uncharacterized. The transcript has a single exon. The record is from RefSeq and is a predicted model, not a curated record. The coding region runs from base 1 to 648 and encodes 215 amino acids. Lineage: Eukaryota; Fungi; Ascomycota; Eurotiomycetes; Eurotiales; Aspergillaceae.
AUGUUCGGAUCAGACUUACGUAUGCCGUGGGACUUGUUCUACAAUGCGUUCGCCAAACAUCUGGAUCUAGCAUCGCGUCAGGACGCUGCCGAUUGUCUAAAGUACGCCGCCAUGCAAAUGAAGGAUUAUUACGACGGCAUGUAUCAACCCAAGCACUUCGCGGUCGGGGACAAAGUCCUCCUACGCGUCGGCCGCGGCUACAACAUCACCGUGAACGACGCCGUAUCCCGCAAGCUGGGCCAGCAGUACGCUGGUUUGUUCACUAUUGUCAAACGCGGCGGCCGCCGCCUCGCAUAUGGGCUACAGCUGCCGCCCACGUGGAAGAUACACCCAGUAAUCAGCGUCCAAAAUCUGGAGCCGGCCCCGUCUCUAGACCCAUUUGGUCGAGAACCGGCCGAACCAGAACCGACGUACGACGAACGCUUCCCCGACGACGACGAUCGUCAUGACGUCGCCGCCGUGCUAGACGUAUGCGUCCGUCACCUGGAUCGUUACAGAACGCAGAGAAAAGAAUACUUGAUUCAAUGGCAGGGAGAGCCCCGCGAACAGGCACAAUGGGUAUUCAGUCUGCUUUUGCCUGCGGCGACCCUUGUAGCAGAAAUAACCUGCAACACCAUCAAUAGUACUCUCUCCGCUUCAUUCCUAUGA